Molecule: messenger RNA, 486 nt
Organism: Striga hermonthica
Lineage: Eukaryota; Viridiplantae; Streptophyta; Magnoliopsida; Lamiales; Orobanchaceae
Source: the annotation of a GenBank genome assembly
AUGGACAACAUGGAUGUUGAUGCUAAUGAUCCUAAUUUUUUCAAGGUUGUUUUCUUUCACACUCUCCAUACGAUGGCAUUGCCCCCGGCCACACACCACCAUUAUCGUGGUGUCGUGCUUCCACAGAGGUUCAGUAUUGAGACCAUUGAGGGCCGUAAGUACGAGACGACAUUAACUAUAGUGAACAACUGCCCAACAUUAGUGGAUAGGUGGAGAGAUUUCAUUCUUUCGGAAGACAUAACCAUAGGCUACUUCCUGGUUUUCCGUCCCAGGAUGAUAUUCAACUUUGAAGUGUGGGUGUUGCAGCCCAACGGAUGUGAGAGGCAGCCGCAGUACACCUUCACUCUGGAAAUGAAACCAACUCAUGUGGAGCGCGCACGUUUGUACGUGAAUUACUACUCCGCGGUUUUGCAGUUUGGCGCCAACAUGUAUGAUGUCGAUAUAAUUCACAGUCACGGGAAAAAACAGAAUGGUCGUGCACGAUAG